Molecule: messenger RNA, 826 nt
Organism: Aspergillus piperis CBS 112811
Lineage: Eukaryota; Fungi; Ascomycota; Eurotiomycetes; Eurotiales; Aspergillaceae
Product: LITAF-like zinc ribbon domain-containing protein
Exons: 3
Coding region: 227-706 (159 amino acids)
Molecular function (GO): zinc ion binding
Source: RefSeq, a predicted model, not a curated record
CCAGAGCACGAGCAAAUAAUAUUUGUUUCGUAUCCAAGUUGGCUCGCGAUGCGUUCCACAAAUAAAUUCUAGGCGUUGGCUCAGACUGAGGCUUUGAGCCUCCAAUCUAAAUUAGCACAACUAUAAGAAUGCGCCCGGGGAUGGAAUUAACUAAGAUAGUUUUCUCUAAAUUACACACUAGCUGAAGGGGACAUUUAUUCAAAGCUCAACCGUAUACCUAUUCACAAUGGCCGAGAAAGCAAACCCUCCAGCAGUUCCUACCUACGAGGAACAACAACAACAACAACAACCACAAACCGAAACCCACGAGCUUUCCUCCAGAGAGCUGCCUGCAUAUGCGCAACCUCCCACCGAACAGACGCCUGAGAUCCAACCCCAUCAGCCCCAGCAGACCUUCUAUGCAGGCUCUCAACACCCGAGCGGCUAUAAUACUCCGACUCCACUGUAUGCACUGCAGAAGACGCCGGCACCUGUCGACUGUCCGGCCUGUGGAGAGCGGAAAAUGACUCGCGUGGAGGCCGAAACAGGCAGUUCAACUCAUGCUUGGGCUGCAGUGCUCUGCUGCUGUCUGUGUCUAGGAUGUAUUCCAUAUAUGAUGUCGUCGCUGAAGAACCAAUGUCAUUACUGUGGAAAUUGUGGUGUCUUGUUGGCUACAUGGCAUAACAGUGGACGGACGGAUGUGCAUCGGCCUGGCUCGAAGAAGUAAUGGGGGUUUAUUAUGCUGUUGCCUAUGUCUCUUUGCGUGUUUGAUGUGAUACCACUAUGAGUCUUUUACCAUAUCCUUGGACAUAUUAGUUGUGAUAAUUGGGAAACGAUUAACAUUUUA